GGUACAAAAAAAAUAAUAAUAAACGGCUGUUUUAGACUGGCAGUACGACCUGCCUUAGGGGAAAUGUGACUACGCCAUGAAUGAGAAACGGAGGGGAUUUGAGCUCUGCAAUUGGUUGCCCCGGUGGAAAAGCCUCUGACGUAAUCAUCGCAUUAUACGCCACUGCAUCAACUGCACUGCGACAGCAGCAGACCGAAGGCGACGGACGACGAAACAUGGAAAGGCUCUACUCUAGCUUGCACCUGUAGAACAUACUGCAUCUUCAACCCAGAAAUGAUUGAUGUCUUACAAUGUAUCAUGGACGACUGUUGAAAAAAACUUGAAGAUAUGUCGAAGGUUUAACAUCUUUGAUUCGGGGAAUAUCGGCAAAUGAUUAUACUGUACCAGGCAUUAAGGGAAAACGGACAGAACAGAAAGAGCUAGAAAUGAUGUUAUCAUCCGAAUUGCGGAGCGAGUUCCAUGAUUUUGAUUAAAAUGGAAUCUACUGUAAACGCGUCUUACUACAGCACCAUCUACCUACCAAACAAUGAAUACUACAAAGUCAGUAAGCUUCAGGUCGUUCUUGUCUCUCAUCUUCGUCGUUUGUCUCCUCAUCGUUUUGUACAUUUUUCUGUUUGAAACAGGUAAAUAUCCCGUUCUGCAGAGACACAGGAAUACGGAAUCUCGAAGACUCCUGAGCAUAUAUGCAACAAAUCAAUCACAAUUGGUUAGUGAGUCUAACAUCAAUUCAUCAGACGAUGACUGGCUCAACGAGAUAUUACAAAUUAUGUCUGAAAAUGAAGAUUAUUUAUCUGAAGGAGCCUGGUUGAAAACCACAGAAUUCCCAACUCAAACCACAUCUAAACCUGAUCAAAUUGAUCGUCGGCAGUACCACAAACCAAUCUUCGUCCCAGCCAGCAAAGCGGAAAAAACGCAUGAUACAUUAUCUGGCAACACUUCUCGUGUCCAAGUAGUAAUCCUUACCUCUAAACGAUCCGGUUCGUCCUUUCUUGGGGAGUUAUUCAACGCUAACCCGUAUGUGUUUUACGUAUACGAACCUCUAUAUGUGCCGAUGGAAGAUGUUUAUACUCAUAACUUGGCUGGUGAUUGGUUCACAAAGAUUUCGGACAAUGUUUGGAACCACACAUUGAGGUGCAAUUUUUCAACCAAGUAUCCUCCCGAUCAUUCCUGGUUAAAACGCGGAGACGCCUCGUUUGAUUCCUGCAAGUCCAAUGCAGCGAUCAAAAGGUCCAGUUUGCUAUGUCCAGUGCCGAGGAUACCUCUACAGAAGAUAGGACCUGUCGUUUCUGGCCUGUGCCACGAUCGCCCUUAUACAGUUCUCAAGACAAUUCGGGUCCAGAGUAUCUUAGAACUGAAGAAAUUUAUUGAGGACCCGGGCUUAAAUAUCAAGAUUCUCCACCUGGUCAGAGAUCCAAGGGCUGUCAUGAGCUCAAGAUGGAAUUUGAAGGAGUCAAAUAAAGAUCUUUUUCGACGGAAGGGUCCUGGAGCGGACGAGGUCUUAGACUUGUGCGACCACAUGCAGCAGAAUAUAGAACUCGGUUCCAGUACCCCCGACUGGUUGAAAGAUAGGUACAUACGAGUUCGAAUGGAAGACAUAGCCCAAGAUCCCAUUGACGAGACAAAACGACUGUAUGAUAAGCUUGGAAUGCGGUUACACGACGACGUUUUGUCUUGGAUAAAAGAGAACACUCACGGAUCGACAGAUGGUAGUGAAACAUUCAAUCCCUAUUCUAGGACCCGUGACACUAAAAAGGUGGUUAACUCUUGGAAAAGUAAACUGUCUGUACCAUCGAUUCAACGAAUUGAAUCAUCAUGUUGGAAAUUGAUGAACGCUUUAUCCUACGAACGUUUUUCAUUAAAAGACAGAACUAUAUAUAAGAAACCAGACGAGAAAGCUAACGGCCUGAACAUUCAAAGGUCAUCUAAUGUCAUUCGGAGCAGGAAACAAUUUCCAUCAGAAAGGCACAAACUUUCAAGAUUUCAGAGAAAUAAAUAUGUUGGAAAGCCUAACAAUACUCACAGAUAGACAUAAAUGCAAUUAUCUCGGCAAGAUAGGGUUUGAUACUGGUACAAUUAUUGUAGUAAAUGUUUGGCAAAUAAGUUUUCACUUUCAGAAUCCGUAGUUUGUCCAUUUUACGUGACCCUCUGGAAGAUCCCGGCCAUGCGACCGGACCCAAAAAGUGAAAUUGACAGAUCAUAUAUCAAUCGAAAAUUUAUAAACUUCAAAACACAGUGAUGCAAGGUUUAUGCAUUAUCAGCGGUUCCCAUUUGAGUAUUUUGCUAAAGAAUACAGGGGCGGAUCCAGCUUUC
Messenger RNA from Lytechinus variegatus (green sea urchin), 2310 nucleotides. RefSeq names its product carbohydrate sulfotransferase 1-like. Gene Ontology annotation, molecular function: N-acetylglucosamine 6-O-sulfotransferase activity. The record is from RefSeq and is a predicted model, not a curated record. The transcript has 4 exons. Gene Ontology annotation, biological process: N-acetylglucosamine metabolic process; sulfur compound metabolic process. The coding region runs from base 527 to 2026 and encodes 499 amino acids. NCBI's taxonomy places the organism in Eukaryota, Metazoa, Echinodermata, Echinoidea, Temnopleuroida, Toxopneustidae.